AUGGCUGAAUUCAAGCCCGUUCUGCUCACUCUGCCAUCUUUUGCGCCAUCUCUGGCCCUCGAGGUUCUACCCUAUGGGCUCACCAUUCAUCGAGUCAUUGUUCAGCCUGACGGACGAACGCACGAUCUUGUUAUCGGCCCAGAGGCUCCUGAAGACCACAUUGGGCGCAAGUACAACAAUACGAUAGUGGGGAGAUAUACUAAUCGAAUUCCGGUUGGGAAACAUAUUCUGGAGCGCAAUGGGAUCAAGAGCGAGUUCACGGCGGUAGCGAACGAGAACCCGAAGGUUUCCCUUCACGGUGGUCCGACUGGCUUCGAUUCUCUUCCAUGGGAAGUGAUGACAGAGAAACCAACUCUUUUCACGCCCACUGAGCUUGUCCACCUUACCUCGAUCUCUGGCACGGAAGACCCAGUUGCUGCAUCUGAAUCAUUUGCCUUCUUUCGACUCAUCUCUCCAGACAAUGAUCAGGGAUAUCCCGGAAAGCUCUUAGUUGAAGUCCUUAUUGCGUUGGUUAGCCCAGGGGAACAGGAGAGGAAGUAUAGGCUUCCAGGUCAACCAAUCCAAGAGCAAGAGGAGUUCGACCUUGGCAGUAUCGUGAUUGUGUAUAGGGCCAAGUUAGACAGUGAGACGCCAGUUGUUAGUCCAAUCAACCUGACACAGCACUGGGGGUUCAACCUAGAUGCUAGUUUAAAAGAAGGCCCAGAAUCGUUAUCCAUAAAGGAUCAUAUUUUGACAAUCAAAGCUGACAAGAUUAAUGGCCUAGACGAGCUCAGUCUCUCCACGGGAUCGUUCAUUGCAAACGCUCCUGGGCACACGCAUGAGAAGAAGCGGGUUGGCGACAACAUGCCUUCCUCUGGAUACGACGAUUACUACUUAUUCACGAAGAGCCCUACACUUCUGAGGCGUUUCGCAGCAUCUUCCUUAGAAGACCCCACCUUCGACUUGAUGAAAGACGUCUUACGACCUACACACGACCCAACAAAGCCUUCGUCACCCCCCCUGAGGGGUGAACCCGUCGUCGAGCUCUCUUCAAAUAAGUCGGGUUUGAAGCUCGUUUUCGACACGAAUCAAUCGGGUGUGAUGUUCUACUCCAACAACCUAGCGAAUCCUGCUACGGGUAUACGCAAGAAGAUCCACGGCGGGUCUGGUAAGGCAGGUACUGGAGAUGGGUAUGGUCCAGCCACCGCUGCCUUCCUGGAAUUCCACGACCCUUUGACGGCUUUCCUUGAUCCUAAGAAUAAAGAUAGCGACAACGACACACUUAUUACCACUGGCGAGGUUUACCAUCAAUACGUUCGCGCGGAUGUAAAGUUCAGAGAAGUUGGCCAGUGA
This is a messenger RNA of Pleurotus ostreatus (oyster mushroom), 1332 nucleotides long. RefSeq lists its product as uncharacterized. Lineage: Eukaryota; Fungi; Basidiomycota; Agaricomycetes; Agaricales; Pleurotaceae. Gene Ontology annotation, molecular function: carbohydrate binding; aldose 1-epimerase activity. The record is from RefSeq and is a predicted model, not a curated record. Gene Ontology annotation, biological process: beta-D-galactose catabolic process via UDP-galactose, Leloir pathway; glucose metabolic process. The transcript is spliced from 10 exons. Bases 1 to 1332 code for a protein of 443 amino acids.